AAUUUGCAGAGAUGAAGAAAAAACACUGCAUCGGCAAUGUUGAUUCAACACCAGAAGGAGAUAAAGCGAUCAGCUGGGAAGGAGGAGAAGUGUUUCUCUGUGCUUUGUAACUCAUUCCAUCGACGAUAACUUGGAGGAGGAAACAAAAAACUCCAGCAACGAUUAUUGAUUUGGGUAAGGCGAUAGAAUGACCAGAGGAAGACUUUCCUCUUUGAUUUCUAUUAGAGCUUAGUUCGGCAAGAGAUUCGCGAAUUUAAAAAUAUAAUUCGCGCUCCAAUGAUUUGUAAUUCGUGAAUUAUCAAAGCUUUAUAAGGAAAGCGCGUUUUCACGCUCCAAUUCGGGAGCGGCAAGGAUGCAUCCAAGAAUUGGGUGACCUAAUUUGUCAUUGCGCUUUUUGAAAUGUGUUUGAUAUCUUCAUUGAUGUUGAUUCUAGAUGGAUGGAUAAAUGGCCAAUCUACGUAUGGUGUUGGAACAUACAAUUCCUUGUUUAUUUUCUAUGACUGUGAUGUUUAUGAUGAUUGUGAUAUUAGGGUGGUUGAUUGUUAUAUUAUGCUGGUAUGACUAUGAUAUUGUGUUGGUAUGAUUGUGAUAUUAUUACAAUGUGAUUGUGAUAUUUACGCUUGUAUGAUUCUAAUAUGGUUUUGUGGUAUGAUUGUAAUAUUAUUGUGGUGUGGCUGUUAAUUAUGUUGGUAUGAUUGUGGUAUUAAGCUUAGGGUUGGGAAACGGUGCAUGAUGACUCGAUAUUUGCACAUGUUUUCCCCUUUGUUUCUUGAUCGUUUAAGCUUGCAUUAUCUCUUCUUUGGCCUAUUUUACACUAGGUUGUGUUCCUUUAUUACAUUUCAGGUCCUAGCACAUAAAGUGAAGCAUAGGCUCAAGUUUAAAGUCAAUCAGAGAUCAAUUGGCGAUUAGGGAGAAGAAACUCGGGCAUGACCUGAGGAAGAAUGGAUUUCUACCUCACUUUAUGGACAAAGAAUCAUGAAAGCUUGUCAUAAAAAGAAAGAGGACGAGAAUACGAGCGUCUGGGAUCAAACGGCGACUAAUUUGGAGUCUGGACAAGGGAGAAACGAAGCAUUGAAUAUAGGAGAACAGGUUCGGCAGUAAAAACACGGGCUGGCCUAAAGAAAAACACGGUCCUGUCCAUAUUUGUGCACGACCGUGUUUUGGCCAAAGAGGGCUGCUGGGGGCAAAACACGGGCGGGCAAAAGUAAAACACGACCGUGUCCUCGACCGUGUUUUGCCCAGAAUCGAGAUUUUUAGGCAGAUUGAUGCCAAAGGAAAGGGAGAGCUGGGUUUUGGAUCCCAAACACCCAAGGGACGAACCAAAGAGAGAGAGGGCGAUUUGAGGGCAUUCUAAGAGUGGAAUUGGAGGAUUUCUUUGCCUUGGAAGCUCGAGGAACAAGCCCGGACUUGAAGACUGAUCAUCUGAAGAUUCUUACUGCAGUCUCUCUCUUCUCUAUGGAGUAACUUCCCUUCACUUAGGUUUUGAGGAACCCUAGCCAUGUUUGUUUGAUUGGAUGAUUGUAUGAGUACUCUUACUUGAUAAUCUUGAGUUCAUAUUCAAUCUUUGCAUGUUUUCAUGUUCAAAUUUUCCUUUUUAGUCGAGAUUAUUGAUUAUGCUUUGAUCCUAUGAGAGCGAAUACCUUAUUAGGUCAAUAGAGCACCAUAGAUUGAUAGUAGUGGAUCGAUUGCUUUAGUCGAGGGUUGAUUCACUGCUUUGUAUAGAUUGAGAACCUCAUUCGAUAGAGGGAAUCUAGUUCAGGAUGCCUUGAUCGGUUGUUCUAGAGAAGGAUACGUCCCUCUAGGCAAUUGACUCAAGAGGGCCUUGUUCCUUUAGUCGAGACUCAAGGUCUAGUCAAGGAUUCUCCGCAUUGUGAAUGAAAGUGAAACAAGUUAGAAAUCAUCAAUCGUUAAUCUGGCUAGUGGCUAGGGGGAUACCUAAGUGAGUUCCCAACCUGUAAUUAAAUUAACUUUAACUGUAGUUUGCUAGAGUAGUUUUAGUUCUUCCUUAUUAAUCUGGUUUGCUAAAUAAUGAACUGAAGCUGAGUAAUAGUAACUCUAGAGACCCGUGGAUUCGAUAUUUAUUACUUGAGCCACUAUACUGUAGUCCCUUCCAUUGGUUGCACUUGGCCAUUGUUAGGAGUUGUGUUUUAGCGUGUCAGUGCACUCUGGUCUAGGCCAUACCAUAUAUAGGGUAUGUGGUCCAUAAUAAGAGACUGGAGCAAAGACCAUGGACUAGACAAUAUGCUAUACAGUCCAGACCAGACCACGCAUGUGCAGUGCGGUUGACCAAACAAACAAUGCUCAACAAAUUAUGUAUUGUCCAUUACUAUAUACUAGCUAGUAACUAACAAAUAAAAUAAAUUUGGAUUUCAUCAUCAACGACAACUAGGGAUGGAAUUUAAUAUGCCCCUGGGGUGUAUGUUUAUCAAAGUCACGCAGCUAACGACUCAAUCGAAGAAUCGAUUGAGCUCGAAUAAGGAACGGAGUGUUCUUAAUACGAUCUUGGAUAGAACGGAACCAAAAGGACGAUUCCACACCUGGGGAACGCUCGAUUGGAUUAAAGGGUAGUUUCUCGACCACGAUUGAAAUGACUAUUCAAUCGAUACACAAGCUCAGCAAGUUUGGAAUCCACCAAACCCAAAACAAGUCGCAACUUGCACAAACCAAACGGUUUCUUUUCUAUUCAACAAAGUCUGAAUUUUUACAACGAAAAAUAGAAAGCUAUUUAUAGCCAAGAAAACCUAAUAAAAACCUAGAUGAACAAGGAAACAAAUAAAUUAAAAUUCUACUCUAAAAAGGACACAAAAUUCGGACCCAAACUUCCUUUCUUGAAGCACAAGUAAGCUGCCCGCAAAACAGUCAAAAGGCAGCUUUCGUACUAACUUCGCGCCUUUCGUUCGAGACCUUCCCGAACUCCAAUUCUUCAUCCAAUUCCUUCCCUUUGUUCACAAACAUACCUAGUUUCGUGUUGUGGAAGCCUUUGGACUUGAAUAAGAUCCAUACUCCUCGAAUUAAGCUCCAAAGUAGGCUUCACAAAACAGUUUCCAGAACCAUUUUCUAGCAGUUUUCCAGUUUUGAGGUAGCAACUUUAAGGCCUUGGAAAACAACCUUAAUGACAUCAUAUGGAUCCAUAAAGCAUACCAUUGCAAAAGAUGGCAACUUUAUAUGCAAAACAAAACCUUAAUCUUGAAUUUCCACCAAGCCAAUUGAGAGAACCAUGCCUCCAAAGUAUGUACCCUGAACAUGGAUUUUGACUUAGCCAAAUUCUGCCUUUCUUCUUCCCAACUUUGAUAGCUUCUUUGUCAACAGGCUCCCAAUUGAAGUUUUCAUUCACCCCAGGACCUCGAUUCAGCGCCAUUGCUAACAAAUCGUCGAUCCCCUCAUUCCCGCCGUUGGCCGCAUUUGAAAUUCCAAAACCCAGAAUUUGUGAUUCUAAUUUAGGCGUUUUCGAUUCCGGCCUCUUCGUGACAAAUUGACUGAUCCUAAAGCUUCCUGGAACGUCCCUUGAUGAUUCUAUAUGAGCCGUUUGGAUCGAAUUGCCUCCAAACUCGCCAACCCCUUCCAAAUUUUCGAAACCGAGAUUUUCCAAUUGGAAAUUGGGUGUUUGUGAUUCAAGCAGGGUCGUGACGAAUUGAUCGAUGAUACACCUUCCAGACAGCUCCACUAUCGAUGCUGAAUCAUUUUUGUGGCUCCAUUCGCGCUCAAACUCGCUAUACCCAAAGGGGUUUCUGCGGCUGUUCGUUGUUGUAAACAGGGGUGUCUGUGCGCGAAUUGAACCUUCAAUUCUAGCUUCGUUCGUCUCCGAUGAAUAAUAUUCCGACAUUGUGGGGGUCAUGGGGAUCAUUUUGGCACCAGUGGUUGAGGUCGACGUCGUCCCUACAACUCCAACCAAUUCAGUCUCUCUCCUGCCCUGUUUCGUCGGACGAAUUCGAGACCCUGCUGCUCGCGUCACCGGACUGAGUUGUCCCUCAAUUCGCCGGCCUCCCUUCACUCUCUAGGGUAGUUUUGAACACGGCGGCGUGCUCUGGUUUUCCUCCCUCGCCGCCGGCAGAACUCAUAGAGUUUGAACUCUGUUUUUCCGAAACUGAACAGAGGUCAUUCUGGGCAGUGGGUUCAGGCAAGAUUUCUUCCUUCUGAGGCUUCUUGAAACUCAUGACAUUGAACUGAACACGUCUUUGAACCCACAACUGAGCCUUGGACUCCUUUCCCGUAGUUCGAUUCUCCUCCAAUUGCUUUUGAUCUUCGUAAACUUCGUCCGGAGAAAGGGGCUUUAGCACAAUCGUCUUACCUUGAUACGGAAGCUUGUAGCGGUUGGUCCAGCCCUCGUGUGUGACCUUACGUUCGAAUUUCCAAGGUCGGCCCAGUAUUAGGUGAGCGGUUUGCAUCGGUACAACGUCACAAAUCACCUCAUCUUCGUACCUGCCGAGUUUAAAACAAACCACAACUUGUUUCGUCACAUUGAUCGUCCCGUGUUCGUUGAUCCACCUGAGUUAGUAAGGCUGAUAAUGUUUUUGUGUCUUCAAGCCAAGCUUCUUGACGGCUGACUCACUCCUACUGUCACUCUAGAAAUUGGCCAAGUGUAACCACUUCCUAAAGCGUAGUAUAGCGGGUUUGGGUUUUAAUGUCAACCCGGGUCCUAGAUUUGAUGACUACUCGGUGAAUUCUUGUUAUCUAGCAAUGAAACUUUAAUGCAAGUCUAAACUAACAAACAAGCAAAGCAACUAAACGGUUGUUUUCAGGUUAAGAGAGUUCACCCGGAUAUGGUUCCCCCUAGACUGCAGUUAAGCCGAAUUGCAAUUACCAAGUUCAGUUUCUAUGAUAGUUAUACUGCGGAAGGUUCUUAAACAGCCUGAAGUCUCGACUAAAGGUCUCCAGAUCCUCUCAAUCUGAGUCUCCAGCGGGCGACUAACCUCCACCGGAGUAAACAGAUUGAGGCCCUAACGAACAAAACCUCCACUACCGAAGUGAAUCCGGUACAGAAUAGUGAGUAGGCUCCUCGACUAAAGUCACCAACUCCCUACCUUCAAUCAAGGAUGCUCUAUCAACCUAGGCAGAUAUUCUCAUUCUAGGUUAAAGCAGAAACAACAGGAAUUUGAUCAGGAUUCAUGCCAUUCAAUCAUUCAAACCUCAAUUGAAUAUAAUCAAAUCAUAGAAUCAGUACUUGGGUUCAUACAAUCAAACCUAACAUGCAAAUCUAGGGUUCUGUACACCCAGAUGAAUGGGAGAACUACUCCAUGGAGAAAGAAGCAAAAGCAGAAUCAGACGCGGUAAUCAUACUGUGAAGAAUGGAUUUCUGCUCCUGGACGUUGAUCGGCACUUCUCCAAGCUCAAGCCAAGCUCCAAUAGUGAUGAAGAUCAAGCUAGGGAACUCUUGCUCGUCGCUUUCUCUCUCUAGGAAUCGCUCUGUCUCUCUUAAACUCGAAUCCCCUUAUGUUUUGGCUGAAAUCUGCCUAAAAAGGCAUCACUGGGCAAAACACGGUCGAGGGCACGGCCGUGUUCUGCUCCAGCCCGCCCGUGCCCUUGCCAAGUGUUAAAUACAUGGCCAGCCUUUUGGGGAAAACACGGGCGUGCUUUUGGUGGACACGGCCGUGUUCUGUCUCAGUCCUGCCCGUGUUUUGAGCUAGUGUUUGCCAAACUCAGACCAAGUCUCGGCAGUAAAAGCACGGUCUAGGAACACGGCCGUGUUCUGAUUUAGGCGUGCCCGUGUUUUGGCUCCAGCUCGACCGAAUGACUUCCGAAUGCCCCGAAACUCGUGCUUAGCCUUUCCUUUGACGCCUGGGACGUGAAAUAUGAUAAAGUAGCACAACCCGGCGUAAAAUAGGCCAAAAAUACACGACUAUGCCCCUCAAACGGAUAAGAACUAGGGGUGCAAGUACGUGCAAUUACAUCGUUAUCAACGGCGUCUAAGCUUACGAGGUUUGCACAACUGCCUCCAUCGAUCACCAAAGAAACCAAUUUUUCUUUAACAAAACACCGGCUGUGAAAUAGGUUGUCCCGCUGCUUGUCGGACUCCCUGUGCUUGAUGACGAUUGCUGGCUGCUUCUUUUGGCCACAAUUUGGAAGAUUUUUGGCCUCGCUACUGCCUCCAACACACUCCUCCUCUCUGGCAGCGUUUUCUAUCGAGAUUCAAACACCAAAACAACAACAGCAGCUGCUCAAAACAGGGGUUGCUUCUCCCCGUUUUUCGACGAAUUCUGUUUGUAUGAAACAACAAAUUUUUGCCUUCUUCUUCGCCCUUGUGUAGAACCGGGCUCUGAUACCACUUAAUACGCCCCUGGGGGUGUAUGUUUAUCAAAGUCACGCAGCUAACAACUCAAUCGAAGAAUCGAUUGAGCUCGAAUCAAGAACGAAGUGUUCUUAAUACGAUCUUGGAUAAAACGGAACCAAAAGGACGAUUCCACACUUGGGGAACGCUCGAUUGGAUUAAAGGGUAGUUGCUUGACCACGAUUGAAGUGACUAUUCAAUCGAUACACAAGCUCAGCAAGUUUGGAAUCCACCAAACCCAAAACAAGUCGCAACUUGCACAAACCAAACGGUUUCUUUUCUAUUCAACAAAGUCUGAAUUUUUACAACGAAAAUAGAAGGCUAUUUAUAGCCAAGAAAACCUAAUACAAACCUAGAUGAACAAGGAAACAAAUAAAUUAAAAUUCUACUCUAAAAAGGACACAAAAUUCGGACCCAAACUUCCUUUCUUGAAGCACAAGUAAGCUGCCCGCAAAACAGUCAAAAGGCAGCUUUCGUACUAACUUCGCGCCUUUUGUUCGAGGCCUUCCCGAACUCCAAUUCUUAUCCAAUUCCUUCCCUUUGUUCACAAACAUACCUAGUUUCGUGUUGUGGAAGACUUCAGACUUGAUUAAGAUCCAUACUCCUCGAAUUAAGCUCCAAAGUAGGCUUCACAAACCAGUUUCCAGACUUAACCAUUUUCUGGCAAUUUUCCAGUUUUGAGGUAGCAACUUUGAGGCCUUGGAAAACAACCUUAAUGACAUCAUAUGGAUCCAUAAAGCAUACCAUUGGAAAGAUGGCAACUUUAUAUGCAAAACGUUAAUCUUGAAUUUCCGCCAAGCCAAUUGAGAGAACCAUGCCUCCAAAGUAUGUACCCUGAACAUGGAUUUUGACUUAGCCAAAUUCUGCCUUUCUUCUUCCUAACUUUGAUAGCUUCUUUUUCAAGUAAUUGUGACGUGAAUUGUGGGCAAUUUGGGAUCAUAUCAGCAUUUAUAGGCGUAACCACGGGUAUUUGACCCUACCCAACCCGGUCAACGAGGUGAAUCCCCGCAUUGACUGGGUAUGAGGCAGAUACGGGUAAUACCCGCAAAGAAGCUUGUGGGUAUGGGGCGGGGAUGGAUUUGAGUGCCUCCGCCCCAUACCCAUACCCAUAUUCGCCCCGUCAUUACUCAUGUCAUAUAUUGUAAAAUAUAACUACUGUAACGUAGGAGUUGUAGGUGGCAAUUUUUAUGUUCUUUCAUCUUUAAUAUACUUUUUUUGGUAUAUUAAUAGACUUUGUUUCUCUACGAAAGAAGAACUUUGGAGGAUAAUUUGACUUUUAUGUGUGGAUUUUUAUUGUUUAAGAGGUGCUUUGGAGAUGAAUAAUUUGGUGUUGGAUUAUUUAUUGGUACUUUGUUUAUGGAACUUCGUAGGAGUUGGAUGAUCUAAUUAAGAUUAUCAGUGAUUCUUUAUUAGGUUCAUCAUUGAUUAGGUUUGAUGUUUCAACCCAAUAGUUAUAUGUUUUAUUGAAUUCAAGUGUGUUAAUUUAGUUAUAAUCAUAAUCAGAUGUACGGGGCGAGGAUUACCCUCGGGUAUCCGAAACCCGCGGGAAUGGGGAUGCGAAAUCUCCCCCCACAUGGGGAUGGGGAGGGUAUGGAUUUUAUAAUUGAAAAUGGGUAUGGGGAUGAGUUUAGUACAAUCCUCACCAAACCCGACCCAUUGCCAUCCCUAACGACAACAUAGUUCAAAAUUCAUUAACAAUAGUCCAAAUUCAAUAAAGAAGAAUAAAAAUAUCAAUAAAUCAAUGAUUAGGAGCUUCCCUCGUGGUACGUCUUGCGGGAGGGAUGGUUUUCGAGCUCAACAUCUUAUGGAUUGUUUGGGUGGUUCUGCUGUGGCUAUCUCUGAUGAUUUUCUAGCCUCUAUUACUCGAGUGAUUAAUAUUUUCCUUGAGGGUCGAUGUUUGCAGCCUCUUGGUGAGUACAUUGCUAGCGCUCUUGUUUAUAAGGUUGAUGUUUGUAUCCGUCCUAUAGCUUUUGGUACUGUUUGGAGACGUCUUGUUUAUAAGGUUGAUGCUUGUCUUGUUGGCCCUAGUUUAUCUAGUUAUUUUUGCUGGUCUUCAGUUUGGGGUCGGGGUUUCUAGUGGAGAAGAGGCUAUUUUGCAUGCCUUGAACCGGUUCGUUGAGGCACGCGGUGAUGACGUAGGUCUUUCUAUGCUGCUAGUCGAUUUCCAUAAUGCUAACAAUUUAUUUGAUUGUGGGGCCAUGCUUCAGGAAGUUCGUCGUCAUUUCCCAGUCAUCUCCCAAUUGGCAAAGUUCUGUUACUCUAAACUACCCAGCUGUAUCAUGGGAUGCAUAGCUUAUGGUCUUGUCAGCGGGGUUCAGCAGGGAGACCCUUUGGAUGAUCAUAGACUCUUUUGAUUUGAGUAUGCAUGCUUGGUAUUUGGAUGAUGGCAUUGUUGUGGGGGACACUUUGGUUGUUGGGAAGGUCUUGGACAUGAUUAUGGAUGAAGGCCCUCGAGUUGGCCUUCACCUAAAUGUGGGUAAGAUGGAGGUUUUUUGGGCCUAUUGAGGAUCCUAGGAGUCGGCUUCCGGGUCUUUUCCCUGCCUCUAUCGCUCGGCCUCCACACGGUGUCACCGUUCUGGGUCUUCCUGUCAGUUCUUGUCCUGAUUUUGCUUUUGGACUUGGUUGCGAGGAUUGAUGACCCACAGUGUGAGUUGCUUUUGCUUCAGGCCUGUACUGGUAUUUCUAAACUCUAUUUCGCUUUACAUACUUGCUCCCCUCGUAUUUUUGGGUCGGCCACUCAGCCGAGCUGUCUUUUGACACAACACUUUAGUCUAGUUUAUAAUCUAUUGUCACUGCUUCUGGACCCGGGUUUGGUGAUUGGCAGUGGCGGCUUGCCACCUUCCCUUUUCAUUUGGGUGGGCUUGGGGAUUAUGCUGCUAGAGAUGUCUUGCAUUAUGCUUUUUUUGCGUCUCGUUUGCAGUCUGCGGAGUUGCAAGCUAAACUCCUAAGUCCUUCUGGUAAUCUAUCUCCUGGCCCUACUUUUGAUGAAGCCCUACGCACCUUUAAUGCGGUUACAUGUUUUGAUCUCUAACAUGACCCUAGUGGAGUUGCCGCCCCAAACUUAUGAAGAAAUUGGCAGAUAUAUAUUUCGCGAAGGUAGUUAGAAAAAAAAAUUGAAGUGAAAUUUUUUUAUGGAGAUAUCCAUUUUCUACAUAUUCUAUUUUCUCGUUGACUACACGUCAGGUGACUUUGUGGAAGUCUCAGCAGAGUGCACACUCUUCUGAUUGGUUGAGUGUUGUUCCUAUUGGUGGGUUGGGCCAGACUAUGAAUGGGAGGACAUAUCGUAGUGUGCUUAGUCAUCGCCUGAGUGUCUCAUUGUUUCGGUAUCUAAGCCCAAUCCUACUUGUUCCCCUGUCUUUCCUGGUGAUGUCUUUGGGAUCAUGUUGUGUCUUGUGUUAGUUUUGUGGGCAUUAAGCAUCGACACAACCUCGUUCGUGACACCUUAUUGGACAUCUAUUACAGGUCUGAGAUUUCUGAUGCUAGGGAGGUCGAUAUCGGUUUGGUUGAUGGGCAUGACAGACCCCUACGUCCUAGGGAUUUGCUGCUUUAUUCCUGGGACAGGGGGCAAGAUUUGUGGGUAGAAUUUUUUCCCACAUGGUGGUUGUGGAGAGAAUUUUUCUCCCACGUUCACCACUCACGUAAAGCAAUUGUCUAUACAUACGAUUACUUUAGAAAUUGUCUGAGAGGCUAGACCAUGCCUUAAUGUGAAAGUUUUUGGAGGGCCACUCACUACAGAUGUGGUCCCACAAGCUUGCCCAACACCACUCCCAUCCAUGCCCAUUCAGCCCGAUGAAUGCGAACCGUCAUGGGGGCUGCAAGGAUGGUAUGAAAGCUUACUAUCUGACAAGUUGAAGGUGAAAUGUCAGGCUAGGGCACAUUGAUGUCAAGAAAAAUGGAAAAAGUGAUUUGUCUAAGGACUUUCUACAUUUUUCAACUAAGUGUGGGAAAAAGGGCAUGUCUCCAGAUCCAUGCAGUGGGAAAGGGGGCAUGUCAUCAAACGUGAAGAAUGAAGUGAGUGGCAAGUCUAAGCAGGUGUUGCAUACCCGUGCCAUCCUUGAUUUUCAUAACUUUGAGAUCAUGUCAAAGAGUGGACAUGGAGGCAAGUUCGUUGCUAAGGCCCCGCAUAGCAUGCCAGCCAUGAAUGGUCGACAAAGGGGCAUGCCAUCAACCAUAAAUAGUGGACAUGUAGGCAUACUCAAUAAACCAUAACAAACCCGAGCCACACAUGCUUGUAGUAAGCAUGAUAGUGUAGCUAAGUAUGGCAAGUGGAGCAUGUCAACAACUACAAGCAGUGGGAAGAUAGACGUACCAAAGAAGCCCCAACAAACCCAAGCAAGCCACACAUACUUGUAGUAAGCGUACUGAUUUAGCUAAGUGUGGCAAGGGGGGCACCUCAAUAACCAUGAACGAUGGCAUGGGGGCACGUCAUGUAGUGGUGGACAUGGGGGCAUGUCAUCGUCUGUAAAGAAACAAGUGAUCCUACAAACGACCAACAAUGGUUAUGUGUAAAAUGUGGAAGCCAACAAGUCGUAUGAGUUGGACAAAGCCAAGUUGGCCUUAAGGGUGGUCUUCGACUCAUUGAGUCCAACCACUUGUCUUCCCAACUAUAUGGGAAGAGUAAGAAUUGUUGGGGGAAACCAAGGCAAGUUAAAACUCGUGGUCCCGUUAACGAGGCCAAAGAGUUGAGAAUUCCUAAUGUACCAUUUGGAAAGAAGCAAACACAUCAAGUUCAACAUCAACCCAAUUUGUCUAGUAAGGUGGCUCAGGUUGAGCAGCAGAUACCGCUUGCAAGCCUACCAAGGCAAGACAUGUUGAGCAGGUACCAUCUGUUGUUAAGUUGGAAAAUUCGAAACCAACAGAAAAAGAGUCGUCCCCCCUAAAGGAGGGAAGGCAAGUAGUGUAUGGAUGGUUGGCUUGGUUUAAUCCAUGGACAUAGCAAUGGGUGUACACCUUUGGCACAUUGGUGGGUGCCAAAGGUUGUGGAUAUCAGUGACGUUUGUCACUCCCUUCUAUAUUAAAAUAAAAUAAAAAUAAAAAUUGGCAAGUAAAAUAAAGAGAAAAAAUCAUAGGCCAAUCAUGGCUAAAAAAGAUGACGUAGUGGCAAGUUGUGUUAGAGUUGUAACACUUGCGGCGUGAGGACCUUACCAUGACUGAUAAGGAACAAAUCAUAUGGUUAGGUCUAUGGAGCCCCUACACUUUUUUGUUUGGUUGGUACAUCAUGCCACUUACCUGGCAUUGUCUGGUGUAGACUCUUUAUCGUCCGACCACCCGUCCAAUAAGGCUUAUUUGUCGAGUGAGGAUGACGUGCUACAUAAUCGAUCGACUAAUGACAAGUAUCUCAAGCCCUACAUCUCUUCCCUUUGGGACGUGAUGUGUCAAGGGGAUCAAUGUUUGGGAUGCCAAGCGUCUCACACUUUAAGGCAUGACAUGAUACAACUUGAUAAACCAUGAUUUGAGUAGCUUACCAUGACACUGAGGGUGUGUUGGGAUCAAAGUGAAGUGUUGAUCUAGAAUGCGUUAGGGUGGAAACUAGAAUUCUAGUAGCCACCGUGGCUACUUCAGUAUCCUUCGUCAAUUUUUCUAUUUUUUCAUUCUUUUAAUCUCGCGGUUAAAAUUGAUUCAGGGUAAUUUUGGGAAAAAAGAGCACAUCUUAUUAUUCUAUAUAUUCUACCUAAAUCCUAAUUCUACCCCCUCUCUCCAGUAUAGGUGUCAAAACAGAACCCGACCGACUAACCCGCCCGAUCAUCCCGACCCGCAACCCGACCGCAACCCGAAUUGACUAAAAAUCAACAACUCGUAACACGCUCGGCCCGCAACCCGAUUGACCCGCAAAUCGACUGACCCGCAACCCGAUUAACUCAAACCCGAUUGACCCACAAUCCAAUCAAACACACAACCCAAUUAACCCGAACCCUAUUGACCCAAACCUGACUAACCCGCAACCCGGCCGACUCAACCCAAACUUCACCUAAUCCACUUGAAUAAUUAUUAUAUUAUAUAAUACAUAGUUUUUCAAAAUGAAGUUUUUCAUUCUAAACUUGGGUAAAAUUAUUUCUUCAUUUCUUAUAGGAAAUUUAAAAAUAUGAAACUCACUUGAUAUUAUGUAGUUUAAGAAAAUUAUAAAAAUUGAACAUGAAGGUCAAUUGAACACUAAGUUCUUUAACAAAAUAAAAAAGUAAAUAUAAAAUCAGCACAAUGUGAAUAUUCAUAAUUAAUAAUUGAGAUAAUGAAUAAUAUUAAUAUAAUAUAUAAAUUAAAAUUUUGGUUGAUUUAACUAUUUAAUAAAGUUAUCAAUUAAAUAUAAAUAAAGUAAAGCAAUGUAUUUGGUAAUUUGAUAUAUGAAAAUUUUGGUGUAUUCAACUUUUUGGGAAGAGGAAGAAGAGGGAAAUUAGUUUCUUUGAAUUUUUUAGAAAAGAAAAAUGUGAAAUUUUGGGGGGUUUUGAUUUGUGGGAAGUGAAGAAGUGGGAAAGUUUGGUUCUUUUGAUUAUAAAAGAGAAAUAAGGAUAGAAAUUGUGAGUUUUCAACUUUUAUUGGAAGGAAGGAAGAGGAAAAUUUGACUCUUUCAAUUUUAUGGAAGAGAAUGAGGAGGCUUAUUGGACAUCUAUACUAGAAGAGGAAAAUUUGACUCUUUCAUUAAGCAUCGACACAACCUCGUUCGUGACACCUUAUUGGACAUCUAUUACAGGUUUGAGAUUUCUGAUGCUAGCGAGGUCGAUAUCGGUUUGGUUGAUGGGCAUGACAUACCCCUAUGUCCUGCGGAUUUGCCGCUUUAUUCCUGGGACAGGGGGCAAGAUUUGUGUGUAGAAUUUUUUCCCACGUGGUGGUUGUGGCGAGAAUUUUGCUCCCACGUUCACCACUCACGUAAAGCAAUUGUCUAUACAUACGAUUACUUUAGAAAUUGUCUCAGAGGCUAGACCAUGCCUUAAUGUGAAAGUUGUUGGAGGGCCACUCACUACAAAUGUGUUCCCACAAGCUUGCCCAACACCACUGCCAUCCAUGCCCAUUCAGCCCGGUGAAUGCGAACCGUCAGGGGGGCUGCAAGGAUGGUAUGAAAGCUUACUAUCUGAUAAGUGGAAGGUGAAAUGUCAGGCUAGGGCACAUUGAUGUCAAGAAAAAUGGAAAAAGUGAUUUGUCUAAGGACUCGCCACAUUUUUCAACUAAGUGUGGGAAAAAGGGCAUGUCUCCAGAUCCUUGCAGUGGGCAAGGGGGCAUGUCACCAAACGUGAAGAAUGAAGUGAGUGGCAAGUCUAAGCAGGUAUUGCAUACCCGUGCCAUCCUUGAUUUUCAUAACUUUGAGAUCAUGUCAAAGAGUGGACAAGGAGGCAAGUUCGUGGCUAAGGCCCCGCAUAGCAUGCCAGCCAUGAAUGGUCGACAGAGGGGCAUGCCAUCAACCAUAAAUAGUGGACAUGUAGGCAUACUCAAUAAACCAUAACAAACCCGAGCCACACAUGCUUGUAGUAAGCAUGAUAGUGUAGCUAAGUAUGGCAAGUGGAGCAUGUCAACAACUACUAGCAGUGGGAAGAUAGACGUACCAAAGAAGCCCCAACAAACCCAAGAAAGCCAUACAUGCUUGUAGUAAGCGUUCUGAUUUAGCUAAGUGUGGCAAGGGGGCACCUCAAUAACCAUGAACGAUGGCAUGGAGGCACGUCAUGUAGUGGUGGACAAGGGGGCAUGUCAUCGUCUGUAAAGAAACAAGUGGGGGCCACAAGGCCAAAGAUAUCACAUGAAUGUGGAAUUAACGGUCGGGGAAGUGUUAUUGCUUUCCAAUGGUUUGUGUUUGAAGCCAAAGUUCCGCUAUGAAAGUGGUGACGCAAUUAGUGUUAAUUUUUAUAAGUUCGGGUUUAUGUUAACAACUUAGUGCAUAAUUAUUACACACUAAGUUGUGGGGUAUUUGUUUUCAUCUAAAAAUUAAUUUCAUACCGCAUCGAUUAAUUAUAAGAUAUUCAAUGGAUUUAUAAGGCUAGCUCAACUUUACUAAUUAAAUGAGCUAAUUGGGUGUUAUUGAGUUAGGUCUUUUUCCCUAAGUGGCCGAAUUCCCUCUCCCUGGACUAGGUGGUCGGCGGCAAAACAGGGUACCAAGCCAACAAGGGAGACUUGUUACCAUGACAUGAAAUUUGGCUAAGUACAAAACCAAGGUUGUACCAAGAUGACAAGUAGGGCUUGGUACCAUGACAUGGAAUUUGGCUAAGUAUAGAUACAAAGGGGAAUCAAGCAUUGAUAAUAAAAGACAUGAAAAUUGGCUAAGUAUGAAGCCAACAGGGUACCAAACCGGACAAGCUUGGUAACCAGGCAACAGGGUACCAGGACCCCAAGAAGAUAAAUUUGGCUAAGUAUGAAAUCUCAUGGCCUAGGGUGCCAUUCGACAGGGUGUCAUGCCGGCCAUAUGGUAGGCUGAGGGUACCAAGUAGGGCAAAACAGCUGACAAGGCAGGCUUGGUAUUCCUAGGUUAUCAAGACCAAGUAUGGAAUCUCGAGGAUGAAAAUGGGGUACCAAACCGACACGGUGGCAAGGUACCAACCUAUGAGAUUCCAAAAAAAAUAAGUAUGGACACCUAGCCGAGAAGGCUGGCUUGGUAGCAGGGGCAAACUUGGUAGAAGGAGGUGGUGAGAAUGACUUACCAACAGGGCAAGGCAUCAGUGUAUCAAGUAGACAAGAUGGGCUUGAUCCCAAGAUGUCAAGAUGGUGCCAUGACAAGCUCUUUAAGGCUAAGUGUGGAGACGGAAAAUAGGUGAAGUUCUCAUCCUGUCUAGGUAGGUAACAAGGCCUAACUAACAAGACGAGUAUGGCAAACCGAGAGGCUAGCUAGGUAACGAGACGGGAUGGUACUAAGUCGGCAUCAAAGGAGCUAAGUGUGGCGUCGUUGAGGAGGCCCGAUGAGAGGACCAAUGUGAUGAAGGCAAGACAAGGAGGCCCCAACCCCUUCUAGCCACCAUGAGGCGGCAAGAUAAGCUCAACUCAACACCAAUCAAGCUUGAUGCCAAGCCACCGAGAUGACGGUUAUCAACCGAUCACCAAUACUGCAAUGAAGAACCAAAGGCGGUUUGAAGCAACAGGCCAAUUAGCAGUUACCAGGGCGGUUACCAAGUUAGUUACACCUGGUGGCUAUAAAUAGGAGAAACGAAGAAGAAGCAAGGGCUUCACAACCAACCAUUUGACACACUAUGUCAAACUUUUAUAUUUUCUCUGCAAAUUAGCUUUACCCCCUAGUGUUCGAAGCUCUCACUGAACCUCAAUAGGAGUAGAAGUAAUUUAACUUAGUUUUAUCAGUCAUCAAAAUCAUCAAACAUUCUCGUUCGAAUAUUGUUCGAAGAGGUGUGAAUCGUGUGAUUUAUCGUUGUUCAACAAAUCAAUGUAUAUUAAUUGAAUUCAAACAUAAGAGUUUUCCUCGCCGGAAAACAGUUUGCUUCUCCCCUAUCCUAUUUCCUUAAUUUCGCUCUUCCCUCCCUCUCUCUCUCUCUCUCUCUCUCUCUCUCUCUCUCUCUCUCUCUGAAGGGCGAAUGUUGAUGGGGUUCUGUGUUUCUCUUUUCCUAAUUUGGUUCGAUGGCAGAGGACGGGGAAGCAGAGGAGGGACGAGUGGAGGUGGGGGUGAAGGAAGGAAUAUCAUCAAUAGCUUUGUUACCAUGUGGGUCGAUUUCUGGACAUUUCAUUCAGCUUCCUGGCUCCAUUUGCUAUGGCCUUUAAUUGCAUGCUAUUACAAAUUGACACCCUCUCCAAUUCCUUCACCUCAGUUUCAGCAAGAGGUAGCUUGUGAAAGGGACUGCAGCAAGGGUGAGGAUUAUCGCCUCACCAAGCUUACCAUCAUUGACUACAAUAGCAAGAAAGAACAAGAUGUAAUGGUUGAAUGUAGAGGUCAUGAUGCUGCUCGGUUAUCUAACAUCGACCAUGCUCAAGGGUGGGGAAAAGAUGUUGCUGGCAUGGUAGAAGAUAAACAUGGCAAAGAAAGCAAAGUAUCAGUUUCAUUUGAGUGUAAAACUGAAAAGUCAGAGGAGUCGACGAUAGAGUCUCAACGUAAUUAGGAGGAUACGCAUAGAGGGUAAGGAUUUUGACAACUUGUGACAUAAUUCCAUUGAGACGUAAAACAGACUCGGGAAGUGAUCAUCUAAUACAGGCUGAUUUAAUCACAUGCAGUUUUGGAUGAAUCAUUGCAGAUACACUUAUCUGCUAUUCUAACAAUAUGAUGUGUACAGACAACUUACAACAUUGCUUGUAAGCAAGUAAUACUACCACAACAAACAACAAACAAGGAUGGUCAGUAACGCCUAUAAAAGGCCAGAUGCUUCAAACUUUUCAGGCGAGAUACAGGAGCAGCAGCGGGGCAAGCUUUACAACAGCAGUAGCACUAGCAGAAAGAGAGAGCAUAUCAUUUCGGAUUCACGACCAUUGUCUCCAUACAGAGAAUCGUCAUCCAUGCUGCACAGAAGAAACAUUUUACAUAAGUCAAGUUACAAGUUAUUUCUAUGUUUUUUCAGGAAAACCAUGUAUAUCAAGACUCGUGUAUUUGCAAAAUACAUGACUUCGUGGAUUCAAGAAAUCUUUCGUAAAGCCCCAAAGCUUUCAAGAAUACGUACUUUUGAUGGGCACUGCCACUGGUUUCUAUUUAAAAUCGAUCCAAACCAGUCGUUGUUUUCUAACAAUACAUGCACUAUGUACAUCACACAUUCGUAAUACAUGCAUGGUUAGAUACAAGUAGUCUAUAACACAUGGUAACCAAACAACCCCUUAUCUAUCAUUCCUAGACACCAACCCCAUGUUAGAAGAACGUCUGGAAUUGCACAGAUGGUGCCACAAAGUUUUUCCUCAAAAGUGUUAGACCCACAUGCAUAGGCAUUUCACAGCGAAUACAGGUGUUAAGGCCCAAGAUGGAAGACAUUGAUUCCCACCUAGAGCCAUUUGGACAAGAUGCAAUUUGAGAAAACAGAAAAGUCAAAAAGCCUAAAGAUUAAUGAGCUAGCAGUCUCAGUUUCUAUGGAUACCAGCCCUGUAAAAGCUUUUAACUCGAGAGCUUCAGGAUACAGUGACAGGCAUACAUUCAGCUUUAGUUUUUCUUUUUCUUUCUAUUCCUAAUAGUUUCCUUAUGCAAGUUUAAAUCUACUAGGAAAAUUCAUACUUAGUUUAGGAAUGAUAAUAUGAUUAGUUUGCUCGCCCAUUAAGCUUCAUUGUAACUCCUGCACAAGGAGGCUAGUUCUACAGCAUUCACUUAUCAGAUUUCAGUAUGAAUUUUCAGACCUUAUGGAAGAGUUAUUCCAUGCUAUUUCUAAAACUUAUCAACUUAGGUGAUGGUGUCAAACUACCAAACCUUAUCACUGGUGAUCCAUCAAAACUCCCUAGUUUUCACUGUAUCGCCCAAUUCAAGCAGCUCUAUUUUCACUGUAUCACCCUUUCUUAGUAUUCAUUGGAAAUGGGAUAUGAAAGAAACAUUUAAUAACGGAAAUUGACCUUA
Messenger RNA from Linum trigynum, 17705 nucleotides. The record is from the annotation of a GenBank genome assembly. Lineage: Eukaryota; Viridiplantae; Streptophyta; Magnoliopsida; Malpighiales; Linaceae.